CCUUUACUGCUUUUCUUGGAGUUAUCUGUAUCGGGUGAAUGUGUUUCAUUCCAUACUUUGUCUUCUGUUAUUUCCUUAUGUUGCACUGUAAAGUAUACGAAAUACAUAUGGUGCAAAUAUUCGAUUCAAAAGGACCUAUGUACUACAGAUUUAAUAAUGAUUUAAAGAUAACCUUCUGACGAUACAUUAAUCGCGGCCUUUUUAAGUCUUGCAUGGGUCCGCGAUGAAUUGGCGAAAUCGUCAAUAGUUACGUCUGUGGGAGUAUGAGAAUGAAACAAUUGUUAGUAAAUAUGUUGUUAUAAACAAUAUUGUUUCAAGUACGUAAAUUAACCUCCGAUAAAAUUCUUUCCACUCCCGGUACUGGUCUUUCUAUAGGACUUUUUUCGUGAUAUAGACAUGUCGUUGAAUGCUAUGUGAAUCUAUAUUUAAUAAUCAAUUAGGAACCAAUUUGCAACGAAAUAUAACGUAAAAUUUACAAGUAUUUACAUCAACAAUAAAUGACACUAUGAUCGCCUAUCAUACUUCUUUUAAAGUCGAUAGGGCAAAUGCACUUGUCAAUGCUCAGGUGUGUUGUAUAUACUUACUACAUAGUAUGUUGUGUUUCAUACGAAUUUCACAUUAUAUCUAACUGAAUUUUUCAUUUUAAUAAAUUAUCCCAUGUCUUUAUGAAUGUUCAAUAAACCACAUAAACUUGUAACAAUUGAGAAGCGUACUAUAAUAUUGGAAAGAAUUAAUGACUUCUUAAAAACACUAGUCAAUUGACGAAACACGUGUGGUGUAGUUCAUAGAAUUAUUUUUCAAAAUGAGUUCUGGCGAAGAAGAGCGUGAUGUCUUCAUUUUUCUACAGCAACAAAACUGUUGCUUAAGGUGCUGUUUUCGCUUCAUUGGGUGGAAAGCAUGGAGGGAAUGUUAUCACAAUCCCAUAACACUUGCAAAAACUUUAGGCUAUAUUACAGAAGAUGCUUCCAUUAUUGAUAAAGUACCCUGUGUGGCUUGUCUAGGAAUUCUUCAAGACCAAACAUUAGAUUUAGUCAUCCAAAAAAUACAGACUGAAGUAGAAAAACAAAAUUACGACAGUGAUACAUUUUCAUGUGCAUUGACAAUACCUACAUGUGUAAGUCUUAGGGAACGUAUAUUACAUGCGAAAUGGAUUGAUAAAUUUUCUCUGAUAAAAGAUGAAUUGCAUCAACUUAAAAGGAAACUGGAGACUAUAAAGGACAUUUGGAAAGCAGUAGUUACUCCUAAAUUAGAAAAAGCUGUCAAUAAAAAAGUGGAUUUAAUAACUCCCUCUGCUUUCCUCAUUGAGAUUAUUUUAUCAUACAAAGAGAAUGAUAAGGAAUGCGAAGCACUAGAAAACUUGUGUGUAGGAGCAAACAAUACAGGGAAAAAACGAAAGAGAAGAAAUAACGACAAUAGAUUCAGCAGAAAGAGUGUAGAAGCUUUGAUAACUAAUGUAACAGAAGAAGAAUUCAAUAAAUUUGUCAGAAGUUUUUCACUCAAUGUAUCUACAAGCAUUGAUAUAGGAAAUAUUGCAUGCUCGCAUUCAAGCAUUUUUAUAGGAGGGAGAUACAACAAAUUGUCUAGAGAAAUCAGCCAAACACCGUGGUUUAUAAAUGGUGAAAAAAAGAUGGAAACAUCAGUUCAAGAUCUAUUAUGUAAUCCUAUUGCAGAUGCUGUAAAAGCUCAAUCUAUUAAAUUUUUAUCAUCUGGAAGAGAGGAUGUGGAUGUGAGAACUAUAUACUCUGGAAGACCAUUUGCAGUCGAAUUGAUUAAUCCUCGUAUGACAAAAAUAACAGACGCGUUAUUGUCAAACCUAAUCCAGAAAAUUAAUCAGUCCUCUAAACAAGUACAAAUCACAACAAAUUUGAAAGUCUUGUCUAGACUUGAUUUAAAGAAACUAAAGAAAGGAGAAAAGGUUAAAACGAAAAUUUAUCGAGCAAUUUGCAUCUGCCGCACUAAGCCGGAAGAUAUGUUGUCUCUUGAAAAAUUAAAUAAUAUGAAAAGAAUAGAAAUAAUUCAGAAAACACCGAUUCGAGUGUUACAUAGGCGGCCUCUAAGUCCAAGGAUACGUGUAAUAUAUGAAAUGAGAGCUCGUUGGAUGAAACCUCAAGAAUCACAGGCAUUAUUGACAACUGCAAGCGAAGAUCCCAGUAUGUUUUUCGUGUUGGAUAUUAAAACGCAAGCUGGUACAUACGUUAAGGAAUUCGUACAUGGAGAUUUUGGACGAACCAAACCUAGUUUAUGCGAUAUUCUUAAAGCUGAAGUUGAUAUAGUUGCAUUAGAUGUAACAGGUAUCAACCUUGAUUGGCCUUAAAAAUUAUAUUAGUGCUUCAACCACUUUUGAAUAUCGUUACAAAUUAUAAUUGUUAUGUUUGUAUAAUAACAGAGGAACAUAGUGAAUCUACUCGUACACACUAAUUUUAAUGAAUAUUUCACAAAAGAUAAUUUUUAGGAAAAUAUUUAAAAUUAUUUUGUUCAAUGUAAUUAAAACACUUAGUUUAUCUAAAGAAGUAGUCAUGUUCAUUUCCUUAUAUCUAUUAUCUGUUAUAUUAUCUAUAUUGGUAUACAAUGUAUAAUCUAUGUAUUUAAAAAAUUGUAGACUUGUUACAGUUAUACGAAAUACUUUUAUAAAAUUAUUUAGAAGAACAAGAUUAAAUAUUUUUCAUGAACGUGCGUCCUUAUGUUUUAGAAUCCAAAAGUGUUUUUUGACAGCGGCCAUAGAAAUUCUUUCCGAACUUUUGCGUUUUAUUAACUGCAAAGAAAUAUAAGGUACAAUUCACGUGAACAUAAGAUUAUAAAUACAAUUAGAAAACAAAUUAUUAUAUUACCUUUGAUAUGAGGUCUUUAGCACCAGGCGUUAUUUGCGACGGCCAUUGUAUAUUUAACGUCUUUAUUUUAGCAUAGGUUUCUUGUUGGGAAUCACUGAGAAAAGGUGGUUUACCAACUAGAAAUUCAUAACACAGAAUGCCAAGGCACCAAUGAUCAACAUAUAUAUCGUAUGUUUGUCCAGUUACCAUUUCUGGUGGUAAAUAGUCUAAUGUUCCACAAAGAGUGUUCCUCCUAUAAUUACCAAUAUUCUCAUUAGUUCUUUUUCAUUCUCUUCCAACAUCUUUAAUAUCAAAUAUACCCACUUUGAUGAUGGUGCAUGGACAGACCACCCAAAGUCUGCUAACUUUACAUCCCCAUCAUAUGUAAGCAACAAAUUUUCUGGUUUUAUAUCUCUGUGAAUUACGUUGUUCCUAUGACAAUAUUCUAAAGCAUCCGCAACUUGAAAAGUAUAUUUUGCAGAUCUAAGAAAUAUUAUAAGAUUAAUUUAAAAUGUAGCAGAAUUUUAAAAAUAUUAAUUUGAAAAUACAUACAAGUGUUCAUUGAAUCUUUCAUUUGGUUGACGUUUCAGUUCUUUAUAUAGUUCUCCUCUAGCUGCAAAUUCCAAUACAAGGUAAAUGCGUUUAUGAUCAUGAAAAUACGUCAACAUUUGAAGAAUAUGAGGAUGCCUAAAAAUGAAACAUUACAAUGUGCUCAAAUUUAAAAGAACAUAUAUUAUAGCUUCAUGUAUCACCUCAAAUGGGUUUGAAUCUCAAUUUCACGCAUUACUUGUUUCUCCACACGACCCUUCAUUAAUUCUACUUUGUAUAAAGUCUUUAAAGCAACCAUAUACUGUGUGGUUUUUUCUCUAGCUAAAUACACACGUCCAAAUUUACCACGACCCAAUGGCGAACCAAUUUCAAAGUCAUUUAAAUUCCAUUGGUAUCUAUAAAAUAAAAUCAUAAAUUUCUGAUGUUUGUUUCUGAUAUAAGUUUAAUAUAUACCUUGGCCCUCUAUUGUCAACGUGUUCUUCCAUUUUGUAUAAAGUGUCAAGAACAAUUUCUUUAUAAUCAGAUGGAAUAUUCUGAGACAACUUAAAGGCGUCUCUGAGUGCCAUGACUUAUUAUACCCUAGAAAAAUUACCUUCUCUU
Molecule: messenger RNA, 3956 nt
Organism: Nomia melanderi (Alkali bee)
Lineage: Eukaryota; Metazoa; Arthropoda; Insecta; Hymenoptera; Halictidae
Gene: Pus10
Product: Pseudouridine synthase 10
Biological process (GO): tRNA pseudouridine synthesis
Molecular function (GO): RNA binding; pseudouridine synthase activity
Source: RefSeq, a predicted model, not a curated record